Frankliniella occidentalis (western flower thrips) is the source of this 711-nucleotide messenger RNA. RefSeq names its product metabotropic glutamate receptor 4-like. Gene Ontology annotation, molecular function: adenylate cyclase inhibiting G protein-coupled glutamate receptor activity. Gene Ontology annotation, biological process: regulation of synaptic transmission, glutamatergic; G protein-coupled glutamate receptor signaling pathway. The coding region runs from base 184 to 711 and encodes 175 amino acids. Gene Ontology annotation, cellular component: membrane. The transcript has a single exon. NCBI's taxonomy places the organism in Eukaryota, Metazoa, Arthropoda, Insecta, Thysanoptera, Thripidae. The record is from RefSeq and is a predicted model, not a curated record.
CGCACCGCCCCGGCCGAAGCAGGAGGUCCGGGUAAAGGGACCGCGGGUCUCCCCUGCCAAGCCCGCCCCGCGAGCACGUCGCCCGCCCCCUCCCACUCCGAGCCGAGCGGAGUCGAGCCGAGCCGAGUGGAGCCGAGCCGGGCCGAACCGACUGGGGGCCGCGACGAUGGCGUAGCGCUGCUGAUGGGACAGGGCCCGGGACGGGGCCCCGGACCGACGGGGGGGCCCCCGAUGGCCAGCCGGCGCUGGUGCCGGGGCGGCCCUGGGAGCGGCCCCCGGGCCCUUUUGGUCCUCGUCGUGCUGCUCAUGGCGCCGGGGCCGGGCGCCGCCACCCACAAGAAGCUCAUCCGCAUUGACGGUGACAUCAUCCUGGGCGGCAUCUUCCCCAUGCACGAACACGAGCACAAGACGGGCGGCUGCGGCGCCGUCAAGGAGGAGAAGGGCGUCCAGAGGCUGGAGGCCAUGCUGUACGCCCUGGACGCCAUCAACGCCGACUCGACCAUCCUGCCCAACGUCAGCCUGGGCGCCGUCAUCCUUGAUUCGUGCUCUUAUGCGCCCUACGCCCUGGAGCAGUCCAUGGAGUUCGUACGCAACUUCAUGAACCCGGUAAGGCUACCCGGCGGCACUGUCCCCUCGUCCCCUUCGCCAGACCGGCUCCAGCGACAGUCGGGCGGACGGCAACUUUUUCCUGUUAUUUGUUUCGCGCCGUAG